GGGCCCGGUCCGGGAGUGCGGGAGGCAGUGAUAGAGGGAGGUGGCGGUAGCGGACUGGAGUCUCAACCGCGCCAAGGCGGACACUUCGGUGGAUCGAGGCCGUAGAAACACGGAGCACCCAAGGCAGCACCGGGAAUCCCGGCUUAGAGGAAAGGGUCGCCGGACCGGGUGGAGGGGAGGGGGCGAUGCUGGAAGCCAUGGCGGAGCCCAGUCCCGAAGAUCCACCUCCGACUCUUAAGCCAGAGACUCAGCCCCCGGAGAAGCGGCGCAGAACAAUUGAGGAUUUCAACAAAUUCUGCAGUUUCGUCUUGGCCUACGCUGGCUACAUCCCUCCUAGCAAAGAGGAAAGUGAUUGGCCCGCUUCUGGCUCUAGCUCUCCAUUGCGAGGUGAGAGUGCAGCCGACAGCGAUGGCUGGGACUCAGCCCCUUCGGACCUUCGAACUAUCCAGACUUUUGUUAAGAAAGCGAAGUCAUCAAAGAGAAGGGCCGCGCAGGCAGCUCCCACCCAGCCAGGGCCCCCGCGGCCCACUUUCCCUCGCCUGCAGGCCCCGGACAGUGCCGCUCUGCUUGAGAAGAUGAAGCUCAGGGACUCUCUGUUCGAGCUGGAUGGGCCCAAAGUGGCGUCUCCACUCUCCCCCCCAGCCCUGACGCACGCCUCCCGGCCCCCUGCUGCGCUCACCCCAGUGCCACUGUCCCAGGGCGACCUCUCCCAGCCUCGGAAGAAGGACAGAAAGAACAGAAAGUUGGGACCAGGAGGUGGGGCUGGCUUUGGGGUGCUGCGGAGACCUCGACCGGCUCCUGGGGAUGGGGAAAAACGGUCUCGAAUCAAGAAGAGCAAGAAGCGGAAGUUAAAAAAGGCAGAUCGAGGGGACAGACUCCCGCCUCCUGGCCCUCCUAGGGCUCCUCCCAGCGAUACAGACUCUGAAGAGGAGGAGGAAGAGGAGGAGGAGGAGGAGGAUGAUGAAGAGAUGACAGCAGUGGUGGGGGGUGGAGUCCCAGCCCCUGUGCUUCCAGCACCCCCUGAGGCCCCCAGGCCCCCCAUUUCAGUGCACCCCGAAGGUGUUCCCCCUACUGACAGUGAAGGAAAAGAUGUGGGCAGCACAGAGACAAGUCAAGAUGGAGAUGCCAGCUCCAGUGAAGGCGAGAUGCGGGUCAUGGAUGAAGACAUCAUGGUAGAAUCAGGCGAUGACUCCUGGGAUCUGAUCACGUGUUACUGCAGGAAGCCCUUUGCUGGGCGGCCCAUGAUCGAGUGCAGCCUGUGCGGGACAUGGAUCCACCUCUCCUGUGCUAAGAUUAAGAAGACCAAUGUUCCUGACUUCUUUUAUUGCCAGAAAUGCAAGGAGCUUCGGCCAGAGGCCCGGCGGUUAGGGAGUCUUCCCAAAUCCGGAGAGCCCUGAUGUCACUGUCGAGGCUGGAACUCCUGGCGUUACGUGGGGGCCUGAGCCUCCGUGGCUGGAGAGAGCCUUUCCUUGGACUAGGAAGGCUGUCCCCACCUGAGGGCUGCAAUUCCCAAGGGAGACACAUGUGUCCUUCCUGCUCCGUGGACUUGAAGUUGACCCAUUCCAGUUGGGUCAGGGGAGGCUGCAUCUGUCCGUGAACCUGCCUCCCUUUUCACUUUCAGGGCCAGGGCUCAAACUGGGGUGUAACGGGAUAGUUGUCUAUAAAGGUGUAGUGUGAAUACAGC
This is a messenger RNA of Acomys russatus (golden spiny mouse), 1684 nucleotides long. RefSeq names its product PHD finger protein 23 (gene Phf23). NCBI's taxonomy places the organism in Eukaryota, Metazoa, Chordata, Mammalia, Rodentia, Muridae. Bases 186 to 1397 code for a protein of 403 amino acids. Gene Ontology annotation, biological process: negative regulation of autophagosome maturation; negative regulation of autophagosome assembly; positive regulation of protein ubiquitination. The transcript is spliced from 5 exons. The record is from RefSeq and is a predicted model, not a curated record.